UUCAACCUCACGAAAAAUCUUUCUGUGAUAACUCUGUAGUUUUAUGUUUUGUGACCGUGCGAUGUGGCCUUAAGAAGUAGAAAAAUCCUUUUUUUUAAUCUAUUUUAUUUUAGGAUGUGUAUAGAGUGUGGUUUAGCAGCGGUGUUACUGUAUAUUUGCAAAAAGUUUAUGCAUUAGCUUCAGUGUCAUUUAGAUAUCACGAUGCGUAUCGGUUUUGUGUUAUACUGGUGCGUAUUUGCUUUUCAUCUGUGUAAAGCGGAUGAUGGGGAGAGGACAGAAUCUAGGGAGGGUGGGCGAAGGCCGCAGUGGGGGCCCAUGGUGCGAAGUGGUUCAUUCAUCAGCGAUUCAGCAAGUGCAGCGUCGAAUGAAAUAAUACUGGUCGAAGCAUGCAACAAUGAACCGUCGUGUCUCCAAGACCACGCCGGACUGGAGGCCAUCACUCAGCUGCAUAGACAGCUGGAUGAUGACGCGAACGGCAACGUCGACUUAAGUGAAAGUGAUGAUUUCCUACGCGAAGAGUUGCAAUAUGACAGCGGCUAUGAAAAGCGGCAACGCGCCUUCCAUCACAACGAUGAUAUGCACAUCUCGGUUAAGGAGCUCUGGGAGGCAUGGUUGCGGUCAGAGGUGCACAAUUGGACGGUGGAACAGACGGUGGAAUGGCUCUCCGAGUCAGUUGAUCUGCCACAGUACAAGACAUUGUUUCUACAACACCGCGUCACGGGAGCCACUCUGCCAAGAUUGGCGGUGAAUAACAUGCAGUACUUAAGCAAUGUUCUGGGAAUUAAGGAUCCAAUUCACAAACAGAAACUUGCUUUAAAAGCCAUGGAUGUCGUGCUUUUUGGACCCCCUAAAGAAGGCAGUCGAUGGAAAGACUGGUUACUGGCAUCUCUCCUGCUGGGCGCUGUAGUCGGCGGCUGGGCGGCGCUUCGUGCUGGCCGCGCAAGCCGCCAUCAAGUGCAACGUAUGCUGCGGGAUAUGGAACAGCUGAGGAAAGCUGAGAUGGCUCUCGAUGAUAUGCAGAAGGAGCUCGAGAAAGCUAGAUUGGAACAGGAAAAUGUGACUACUGAGAAGCAAAACCUAGAAAAGAAAUUACGAGAAGCUGGCGAUACGCCGCUUUUGAAUUCUGCCUCGUCUGAUCUCGAAGUGACGCAACUGAAAGCUGAAAUAGAAAUGCUUAGAGGUGAACUACGUCGAGCCGAAGGAGAACUUGAAGACAGAUGCUGGGCUCCUCCUCCAGGACUACAACAAUGGCUGCAACUGACCCAUGAGGUGGAAAACAGGUCAUACUUAAGAAAGAAACAGCAGGCAGACGGUCAAUUGCAACAGGCAAGGGAAGCGUGCGAGAAAUUGCGUAAGAAGCGGUCGAGUUUGGUUGGCGCGUUCGUGUCUACGCACGGGAAGUCGAUAGACGACGUGGACCGCUCCAUCGUGGAGGCGCGCACCGCACUCAACGAGGUCACGCAGGAGCUGCAGGAACGAAUGCAUCGAUGGAAACAAAUCGAGCGUCUCUGUGGCUUCAACAUAAUCAACAACAACGGCUUACAGUUCCUUGAGAGCACUUUGUACAGGACUGCUAAUGGACGACAAGGAAGAGUCCGUAUGAGCAGUUCCCAGGAUGACUUGAGUGUAGGCGACGAUACGUCUCUUUGCGGCUCAGUGACGGAAGCAUUUGGAUGGCGAGAGGAUUCGUCUGGCAGUGAAGAACCUGAUGCACCACAUUAUCCGUUAGAUCUAAGACUAGCCGAGGCCAGAUUACAAUUAGAAGAGAGGUUAGCACAAGAGGCAAGAGAGAAAAGACAAGACGAAAGGAGGGCAGAGGACAGGAGAGCAAUAGACGAACGCACGAGGAGCUCCUACAACGAUGUCAGGAAGAGUCCAACAGACGAGCGCAGGCGAGACCCCGUGCACUUCGUACUGGGGGGGGACAACGUGAACUGGACGGGCGAGGACCUCCCGCGCGCCGCGCACUCGGCGUCGCAGCCGCAGCUGCGCGCCGCCGCCCGCGCGCCGCUGCCCCCGCCGCGCCGCGCGCCCGCCGCCCCCGCCGCGCCCGCCGCCCCCGCCGGCGCCAUGCAGCGCUCGCGCAGCACGGACGUGGUGGCGGGCCCCGCGCGCGCCGCCGAGGAGGAGUCCACCGACUCGUCGCUCGUGGACGACGAGGGCGUGCCGAAGCCGCGCCGGCGCCGGAUCCACCUCCCGUUCGGCAAGAAGGCGAAGACCCCCGCGUGACCCCCCGGGGGAGCCCCCCGCCCGUCGACGAGUCGGCCCGGUGUCGUUUCGCACGUUUGCCUUUCGGUGUUAGUUGAAUUGCACGUAUUUAAUUCUUAUUUCGUGUCGUGUAAUGUUUUCGCUCC
Molecule: messenger RNA, 2354 nt
Organism: Vanessa atalanta (red admiral)
Lineage: Eukaryota; Metazoa; Arthropoda; Insecta; Lepidoptera; Nymphalidae
Gene: Stim
Product: stromal interaction molecule homolog
Exons: 14
Coding region: 202-2229 (675 amino acids)
Biological process (GO): intracellular calcium ion homeostasis; store-operated calcium entry; activation of store-operated calcium channel activity
Cellular component (GO): plasma membrane; endoplasmic reticulum
Molecular function (GO): calcium ion binding; protein binding; calcium channel regulator activity
Source: RefSeq, a predicted model, not a curated record